AUGACAAACAAGCACAGCAUGAAAUUUGAGCUCGGAGAUGAAUUAAUUAGCGCAAGUAAAACAGAUACUACUAAUCGCCAAGAUCACAGCUUGGUACGUGCAGUACUACCUUUGCAACAUUCAAACCACCCAGAGGAAAGAUUCUCAACUCCAAUACAAGCUGAACGAAACUCUGAGACAACCCUUCUCGACGAAAUCUUAAUCCAAGCGCCACCUACAUACAACGCAUCGUCAAAGCUCAAGGACAGCUCCAAGAACUCAUCAUUGGCUAAGGACCAUCAUAAUCAAGACCAAACAUUUACAGAGAAGAAGAAGACAGUAUUGAGAGAGUUAUGGGCCACUUUGAGAUCACUGAAGUCCAACUACGAUGAGACUAAGCAUGCUCACUUGUUUCAACGAGCCUCAGAAACUUCCAACUUUUUCCGUUUCAGAAGAAGUAGUGACUCGCAUGAGCAGCCAUCUCCUUCGUAUGAGGGUGUUGCAAAGAGAUCAUCCUGGUUGAAGAGGCGAGCAGGACAUGUUGGAGGACGUUCGCUUUCAUCAUUUCAUGCUCACAGUUCGCGAGAAUUCUCAGCUCGUGAACCAGACUCCAAGAGGGUGGACGUUGAGUUCAACGAUUACUCUCAACUCAGAAGAAGAAUCUAUUCUCCUGCAAGUAGUUGUAUGUUAUUUGAAAAUGGUCAUGAUGAAUACGAGCCAACUUUCACCAACGAAUGGACAUCCAAACACACUUUCCAAAAGUUUUAUAUUCGUUCUACUAACUAUAGAGUGGAUAAUUCUUCUGACAUGAUGGAUUAUGAAAGGUGUGGUGAAGAUAACGUGCUAGAUGAUGACACCAAUCUCUUUGACUCCUGUAAUUCGUACAUGUAUCAACACGAGGAGUUUCCACCAACAGACACCAAGUUAUACGAUUCGACCUCUUCUUCAACAGCACUUAAUCUCGUUACUGCUGACCAAAACACUGUGGACGAUAUUUCUAUUGAUUUGAAUAACGACGAGGAUGAUUUUCAUUCUGUGUUUGUUGACAUUGGUUCUCCACCAUCCUCACCUCAAUUUUAA
Messenger RNA from Naegleria lovaniensis, 1059 nucleotides. RefSeq lists its product as uncharacterized. The record is from RefSeq and is a predicted model, not a curated record. NCBI's taxonomy places the organism in Eukaryota, Heterolobosea, Eutetramitea, Acrasida, Naegleriidae. The transcript has a single exon. Bases 1 to 1059 code for a protein of 352 amino acids.